AAUUCAGCUAAUUAAAAUUACAAACAAUUUUUCCCGAAAAACAUCAUAAUAAGAAAAAAAUAUGCCACAGCGUUCACCAUUCGCCAUACAAGAGCUGCUCGGCUUGAGCAAUUCAGCCGCAGCAGCAGCUGCCGUGGCCGCAGCCGUCGCUAAAACACACGAACCCAGCGAAAGCGGCAGCGCGCUGAAGGACCACGACACGCCGUCUGCGAAAACAGAAGAAACUGCUGUUACAGCGACUACUGACGGCACACCGCCACCCACGACAAUAACAACGCGUACACAAUCCCCCAAUCAGCCAGCGUUGGCUGCCAAUAGCAGCAGCAGCGGCAGCGCUAGCAGUGCAACCACUUCAUUAAACACGACCGCAACUGUGGGCACCAGUGCGCCCGCACUGUCGGCGUCCGUGGUCACCACGGCUGCAAAUGGCAGUAUUGCAGCCGGGCCGUUUAGUGUUGCCGCCGAUCAGCAACAACAGCAACAGCAUGCUGCACAACAACACCAACAGCAACAUCAUCACCACCAGAUGACAAUGGCUGCCGCUGCUGCCUCACGCAUGGCCUACUUCAAUGCACAUGCCGCUGUGGCAGCUGCAUUUUUGCCACACAAUCUAAGUGGUGGCGGCGCUGCGGCUGCCCAGCACACUACCAAUUUGCAUGCAUUGCAGCAACAUCACAAUCAUCAUCAUCAUCACCAGUUGCAACUGCAGUCACAUCAUACACACGCACAUCCGCCACAUCAUUUGUUGCAUGCACAGGGUUUUCCACAAAUUAAAAGCUUUGGCAUACCCGGCGGCUGUUUGGCAGGUCCUCUGUCUAGCAAAGAUUUCACGCUAGAUGGUAUAAAUGGUUUUGGUAGCAAGAAAAAGAAGAAGAAACGUCGACAUAGUCGUACGAUUUUCACUUCUUAUCAAUUGGAAAAACUCGAAGAGGCCUUCAAAGAAGCACACUAUCCCGAUGUGUAUGCUCGGGAAAUGUUAUCGCUAAAAACCGAGUUACCUGAGGAUCGGAUACAGGUUUGGUUUCAAAACCGCCGCGCGAAAUGGCGCAAAACGGAGAAAUGUUGGGGACGCAGCACAAUCAUGGCCGAGUACGGAUUGUAUGGAGCGAUGGUGCGCCAUUCGUUGCCACUGCCGGAGACCAUCAUCAAAUCGGCUAAGGAGAACGAGUCAGUGGCACCGUGGCUACUAGGUAUGGAGACGGAAAGCAUGCAUCGCAAGUCGAUAGAAGCCCAGCAGACAUUCAAAGACGACUCCGGCGUUAGCGAUCACGAAGAUUCGGCUGGUUCGAAAUCUAAUGACGAAGCGCACCGGCUCAGCUCCUCCACCGAGUCGUUAAAUGUAGUUAGUCCGGGACCGACGCACGAGCGCACGCACAUAUCCUCAAAUGCGACCACACCCACAGCUACCACAGCUUCAUCAUCGUCGCCGCACAUCGAUUUAAGCAGUCCAUCACCGCCGACAUCGCAUACGUCAACAGCAUCGCUGGCAUUACAGCUGUCGCCAUUGCAACAACAUCAGCGACAUUUGUUUCAGCAAGCGCUAGUGCCCCCAACCGCACAACCCUCUUACCAUCCGCUCAUGGAUGCGGCCAAUGCCAGCGCUGGUGCGGCGACAAGCAAAGAUUUCCACAUGAUUAUGAACACGGCUGUGGCAGCGGCGGCGGCGGCCGCUGCGGCAAGUAGUGCUGCCACUACUGCUGGUGGUAGUGGUACAGGCGGCGCUGUAAGCGGUUUACAUCAUCAUGGAAAUGGAGCGGCGGCUGCGUACGCAACGCUCGAUCAUGAUCCGGACACAUUUCGCAACAACUCCAUCGCCUGUCUGCGCGCCAAAGCGCAGGAACACCAAGCUCGUCUGCUCAAUAGUGGUCUCUUCCUGCAGAUGCGUUCCUUCGCCGGUUUUCAAGCCAACAGCAAUGCGUCGAGCGUCAGCCAUGCCGCUAGCAGUCGCGCUGCUAAUAACAACAAAAGCAAUAACAACAAUGAUUUCAUAAAAAUUGUAGAAGACGUGAGUGUAGGCCAAAGCUCACCUGUAAAUUUUGGUGGCAUUUGUAAUGCAGAUGGCAGCGGGCACAACAACAACAAUAUUGAAUUCUGCUUGCCGAUCGCAAGUGCUUUGCAACAGCAGCAGCAGCACCAGCAACAAUUGAAGUUGGAGCGCAUGUCUUGUGAUCUGUAGCACUAAAAUGCAAUUAGCACGCUUCAAAACAUCAAGCCAAAAACAACAAAAAUAUUAACGAAUUUAUUUAUAAAUUAAACUUUACAAAUUAUAAUAA
Messenger RNA from Bactrocera tryoni, 2273 nucleotides. RefSeq names its product motor neuron and pancreas homeobox protein 1 (gene Vsx2). Gene Ontology annotation, cellular component: nucleus. Lineage: Eukaryota; Metazoa; Arthropoda; Insecta; Diptera; Tephritidae. Gene Ontology annotation, molecular function: sequence-specific double-stranded DNA binding; DNA-binding transcription factor activity, RNA polymerase II-specific. Gene Ontology annotation, biological process: regulation of transcription by RNA polymerase II. Bases 62 to 2176 code for a protein of 704 amino acids. The record is from RefSeq and is a predicted model, not a curated record. The transcript has 6 exons.